Messenger RNA from Paramisgurnus dabryanus, 1593 nucleotides. NCBI's taxonomy places the organism in Eukaryota, Metazoa, Chordata, Actinopteri, Cypriniformes, Cobitidae. The record is from RefSeq and is a predicted model, not a curated record.
GAAAAACUUUCCUCACAUUUCAUUGUACGCAGUCGGUGCCUUGUGUGUGCAGUACUGACCCGCCGCAGGCAUGGAGGGAUCCGGGGACGAGUUCAUGAAAUACCGCUCACCUCUGGUGUCUCGGUACGCCAGCAAAGAGAUGGCUUAUAACUUCAGCGACAGGAAAAAAUUCACAACAUGGCGAAAACUUUGGCUCUAUCUCGCCAAAGCUGAGAAGGAUUUGGGUCUGCCUAUAACCGAAGCCCAGGUGAACGAGAUGGAGUCUCACCUGGAUGACAUUGACUUUGUUGUGGCUGCUGAAGAGGAGCGAAAGUUGCGGCAUGAUGUCAUGGCUCAUGUGCACACGUUCGCCAAGUGCUGCCCCACUGCUGCUCCCAUAAUUCACCUGGGCGCCACUUCCUGUUAUGUUGGAGACAAUACUGAUCUUAUAAUGCUGCGUGACGGAUUUGAUAUUCUCCUGCCAAAGCUGGCUCGUGUGAUUGACAGGUUGGCGGACUUUGCGGAGAAAAAUGCUGACCUACCGACUUUGGGUUUCACUCACUUUCAGCCUGCUCAGCUGACUACGGUCGGGAAGCGUGCGUGUCUCUGGCUGCAGGAUCUGGUCAUGGACAUGCGUAACCUACAGCGUGCUCGAGAUGACCUGCGUUUUCGGGGGGUCAAAGGAACCACGGGCACUCAGGCCAGUUUCCUACAGCUCUUCCAAGAGGAUCACGAUAAGGUGGAAGAGUUGGAUAGAAAGAUCACAGAGAUGGCUGGAUUUAAAAAAUCGUAUUUGGUGACCGGUCAGACAUACACUCGUAAGGUGGAUAUCGACUCGCUCAGUGUGCUGGCCAGCCUGGGAGCUACAGUACACAAGAUUUGCACUGAUAUCCGUCUCUUAGCUAAUCUGAAAGAGAUCGAGGAGCCAUUUGAAAAAGAGCAGAUUGGCUCCAGUGCAAUGCCGUAUAAGAGGAAUCCCAUGAGGGCUGAACGCUGCUGUAGUCUCGCUCGCCACCUGAUGGCGCUGGUGUCAGAUCCCUUGCAUACAUUAUCUGUGCAGUGGCUUGAAAGAACCUUGGACGACAGCGCUAACCGGAGAAUCUCUCUACCCGAGUCCUUCCUCACUGCUGACAUCAUCCUCAGCACCCUGCAGAACAUCACUGAAGGACUGGUGGUCUAUCCUAAGGUGAUUGAGAGGCAUAUUCGUCAUGAGCUGCCCUUCAUGGCCACUGAAAACAUCAUCAUGGCCAUGGUGAAAGCUGGAGGAAACAGACAGGACUGUCACGAAAAGAUCCGAGUGCUUUCCCAGCAGGCUGCAGCUGUGGUCAAACAAGAAGGGGGAGAUAAUGACCUGCUGGCUCGGGUUCAAGCUGAUCCAUAUUUCACCCCCAUACUUGGUCAGCUAGAUGCCCUUUUGGACCCCAAAACCUUCAUCGGCCGAGCCCCACAACAGGUUGCAAGAUUUUUGUCUGAGGAAGUCAAACCUGUUUUAGAGCCAUACAAAAGUAAAAUGGAUGUAAAGAUUGAACUAGAAUUAUGAGACAUGAACAAAGACUGUACGACUGACACAUCAACGCUGUAUGACAAUGAAUAAAUGUUUUGCUGAUCAUCUUU